Eutrema salsugineum is the source of this 2138-nucleotide messenger RNA. Its product is annotated as ubiquitin carboxyl-terminal hydrolase 18. Gene Ontology annotation, molecular function: cysteine-type deubiquitinase activity; cysteine-type endopeptidase activity. The transcript is spliced from 11 exons. Bases 100 to 1992 code for a protein of 630 amino acids. Lineage: Eukaryota; Viridiplantae; Streptophyta; Magnoliopsida; Brassicales; Brassicaceae. Gene Ontology annotation, cellular component: cytosol; nucleus. The record is from RefSeq and is a predicted model, not a curated record. Gene Ontology annotation, biological process: protein deubiquitination.
GUGAUUCUUCCCAAAAAAAAAAAAAAAGAUACAGAAGAAACUAGAAAGGAAGUAAGAAGAGAUCGAUGAUUACGAGAAGUUAUAUUCUUUGCGAAUUAGAUGCAUGAGGUUGGAUUUCCUGUGGAUCUCUCUGUCUUCACGCGCCUGAUAGCUACUCUAUUCUUCCUCGCCGUCGGUGUAUUUUACUUUCUCAGAAACACCGCCGCUAAGUACUUCGACAUCGGAGCCGCCGCCGCCGGAGGUUUCGACAGGGAAUUUGUGGCGGUCGAUACGGAGUAUUGCUCUGUCUGUGGGAGAUUUUCCACCAAGAAAUGCUCCCGCUGCAAAGCCGUUCGAUACUGCUCAGCAGACUGCCAAAAGUCAGAUUGGAGUUCCGGUCAUCAAAGAAAGUGUAAGGAUGUUGGGAUUACUAGCUUAACACCAUCUGGAAAAAAUGGCCUACGGUUUAGAGCUUCUACGUUUGGGGAUAGUUCUGCGUCUAAGAUUGCAUUGAUUCCCGAAUGGGGCCGAAACAAGAGUAGCCUGAAGCCAGGAGAAGUUCUUUUCCCAUAUGAAGAAUUUCUUUAUUACUUUAAUUGGGACAAUCCAGAAUUGGCUCCGUGUGGACUCAUGAAUUGUGGAAACAGUUGUUUUGCGAAUGUGAUUCUACAAUGCCUUUCUUGGACUCGCCCUCUCGUUGCAUACCUGCUAGAAAAAGGCCACAAGAGAGAAUGUAUGCGCAACGAUUGGUGCUUUUUCUGUGAAUUUGAAUCCCAUGUUGAGAGAGCGAGCCAGAGUCGGUUCCCUUUUUCACCAAUGAACAUUAUUUCAAGGCUAACUAAUAUUGGUGGAACUUUUGGGUAUGGGAGACAAGAGGAUGCUCAUGAGUUCAUGAGGUAUGCCAUUGAUAUGAUGCAGUCUGUUUGCCUCGACGAAUUUGGUGGAGAAAAGUUGGUGCCUCCUCGUUCUCAAGAAACAACGCUUAUUCAGCAUAUAUUUGGCGGUCUCCUUCAAUCACAGGUUCAGUGUACUGUUUGCAAUAAUGUUUCUGACCAAUAUGAAAAUCUGAUGGAUUUAACCGUUGAGAUUCAUGGGGAUGCCGUGUCUUUGGAGGAAUGUCUUGAUCAAUUCACAGCCAAAGAAUGGCUUCACGGAGAUAACAUGUACAAAUGUGAUAGGUGUUGUGACUAUGUAAAGGCAUGUAAGCGUCUUACGAUUCGGCGCGCUCCAAACAUUCUUACGAUUGCCUUAAAAAGAUUUCAGGGAGGAAGAUAUGGAAAACUGAACAAAAGAAUUAGCUUUCCUGAGACAUUGGAUCUUAGCCCUUACAUGAGCGAAGGCGGAGAAGGAUCAGAUGUAUAUAAACUCUAUGCUGUGAUUGUCCAUUUAGACAUGCUGAAUGCAUCAUUCUUCGGCCAUUACAUAUGCUACAUUAAGGACUUUUGCGGAAACUGGUAUAGAAUAGAUGACUCCGAGAUAGAAAGUGUCGAAUUAGAAGAUGUCCUCUCUCAAAGAGCUUAUAUGCUCCUCUACAGCAGGAUUCAAGCUCGGUCAUCAUCAUUGUGUGCGAGUCUGAGAUCAGAAGUUCAAGACGAGAAGAUAACAGACACAUUGGACGCGAAAUCUUGCCAAAAAGAGAUUGUUGAGAGUUCAAUGGUAGGAGCUAUUGACAGCAGAAGUAGCAGCCAUACGACCAUUGAAGACCCUGAAUGUGAACAAGAAUCACGGUCAUCAGCAUCAUCUUCGUCAUUGUCAUCAUCACCAUCUGUAAUGACCUCUGAAUGUUUGGCAGAGGUAGAAAGGGUUGAUACAUUGGAUUCCGAGUCAAACACUUCAAUCGAUGAAUCUGUAAUAGAUCAUCAAGAGGAUGCAGCAAAUGGGAACUGCGAUCCAGAGGUAAAAGACCAGGCUGUCGAUUCUUGUUCAGACCCUACAGAUUCAACUCCAUCGGUUUGUACAAAAUCCCAACCUCUGAUGAGACAUAAAGACACCGAGAUGAUCGACGCUCAAUGAUGUUGGAAUGUUACAACAUUUGGCAAUCACAGGAGAUUGUAGCUUACAAUAAUAUUCAGAUAGUAUUCAGAAUGCAGAUAGUAUUCCACAAAAACUUAUGGUACAAAAGGUUGAUAAUAUAUAGAAAUUGAGAUGUUUUUUCUUAC